AUGUCUCAGACAACUUUCAAACACCCACUCCCGUUAGAGACGUCGGAAGCCAUACUGGACUUGUUACCCUUACCAGAUCUUCUUUCAUUUGGCAAAACUUGUAAACAAACACGCAUGGAUGUUAGGAAGUACAAGGAAAGAAGUUCAGUUGGACUAUUGGUAUCUGGUUCGACUGUUCUUGAAUUUUUCAAUCGAGAAAUUUACAACGGAGAUUUGGAUACAUUUUGCAAUAUUCAGCACUGCAAAAUUGCUGGCGAUUGGUUGAUAUCUCAUGGAUAUUCAUAUCGACCCAAAGAAGGUCAGGCUAUCGAUUUUGAUAGCUCCUUCUCCGAGACAUAUAAUAAAGAAACAGCAAGUGAAACCCCAGAAGACGCGGAUACAGAUGAAUACAAGUUUAAUACGGUGGUUAAUAUCUGGAAUUUUAUGCGAAGCUCUUCCAAAAUUCAGCUCAUUGCUACUGGUGGGGCACCUUUGGAGUCUAUCUUUUCGUUCCAUUCCACUAAUCAAAGUUCAGCCUGUGUAAUGAACGUCUUCACGCAUCGUGCUGCGUAUUGUCUUUUUUCUAAACUUACCUUGGAAGAAAAAACGACAAUGUUGAUCGACAUUCAAGCACCUUUAAAUGCCCGUGAAAUGUAUCCGAUACAGAAGUACAAAAAUCGUGGAUUCAACGUUAUACAUUAUCCAGAUUUUAGGCUCGUUUGUGAUCCGUCUUCUUCACUAUCUGCUCUCGUGCCGAGAUACGUUGGUGACAGACACUGUUGUCGUGUACCAUUUCAUCAAUGUAGCACUACGACAUCCGACAUUGACUUCUUGGAAGUAAAUAGUUGGGUAAUGGGCUACACAACCAGAUUCAACACCAUCAAAGUUUCUGUGCUUAGUAUAUCGGGUAUAGCUGUGGAUUGUGUUUUUGCACCCCAGAAUCUUGCUCAAAUAAGAACACAACUUGCGGCCAUCCGUGAUCUUAUCAGAAUAGGUGCAGUCAGGAGUGAACUAGCGAUAAUGUUGAUUCAAACAAUUAUUCGAGAUUCGCAUCAACGACCCAUAACGGAAAGCUCAUUCUGGAUUCAAUUCCGAAAAAUAUUCAAUUGUGUUAACAACUCUGGAAUGAGUGUGCACCCUGCCACUUCGCAACAAUUGAUUGAGUUGUUUAUGGUUGUACGAAGUAAUUAUACGGAUGUGACUGUGGAUGAUCCGUAUGUUAUUCAUGACGAAAAUGAUGUUGCAAAGUUAAGGUUGAUCAUAAACAUCGGGCCUGCGAAAACUCGCGUCAAUCGGGUGACCUUGACGACAUGGGCGCGUGCUUUUGCAGCUCAUGAUAUACUCAUCAUGUUGUAUCAAAAAAUGUGA
This is a messenger RNA of Lentinula edodes (shiitake mushroom), 1347 nucleotides long. RefSeq lists its product as uncharacterized. The record is from RefSeq and is a predicted model, not a curated record. The transcript is spliced from 6 exons. The coding region runs from base 1 to 1347 and encodes 448 amino acids. NCBI's taxonomy places the organism in Eukaryota, Fungi, Basidiomycota, Agaricomycetes, Agaricales, Omphalotaceae.